AUGGCCAGUCAUACGGACAGUACGGACAGUACGGGCGUACGGAGAAUGAAGGGCGAGAUCUGGCAGGACGUACUAGAAGACAGCUUGACGGCUCCAGUCAACGUGACGAUCCGAGAGCUGAAGGCCAACUACGGCGUGGUCACGUGGGACAUCCCAGAGGGGGACCCUGUCAUCGGGUUUGCCAUCACCCAGCAGAAGAAGGAUGUGCGCAUGCUGCGCUUCAUCCAGGAAGUGAACACCACCACGCGUAGCUGUGCAUUAUGGGACUUGGAGCAGGAGACGGACUACAUAGUGCAUGUGCAGUCCAUUGGCCCCAGUGGAGUCGAUUGGCCCAGCCCUCCCAGCCAGCCGCUACACUUCCGCACGCCCGCUGCAGCUGAGGCCAACAAGGACGAGAUUACCAUGGAGGAGGUGGGACAAGCCAAUCAACUGAGGGCGGGGGAGAUCAUCAUCAUUGUGGUGGUGCUGAUCAUGUGGGCAGGUGUGAUCGCUCUCUUUUGCCGUCAGUAUGACAUAAUCAAAGACAACGAGCCCAACAACAACAAGGACAAAGCAAAGAACUCGUCAGAGUGUAGUACCCCCGAGCACCCUUCAGGGGGCCUGUUGCGCAGUAAGUACGCCCAGAACAACAACGUCAACAACAACAACAACAGGACGCCAUCUGUGCACAUCAUUGAGGUGUGA
Molecule: messenger RNA, 684 nt
Organism: Engraulis encrasicolus (European anchovy)
Lineage: Eukaryota; Metazoa; Chordata; Actinopteri; Clupeiformes; Engraulidae
Gene: fndc5a
Product: fibronectin type III domain containing 5a
Exons: 6
Coding region: 1-684 (227 amino acids)
Cellular component (GO): plasma membrane; extracellular region
Molecular function (GO): protein binding
Source: RefSeq, a predicted model, not a curated record